AUGAAGAAGAUGGGAGCUAACACCCUUUCAUACGUUGUACUCUUGGCUAUGGCAUUUUCUGUUGCCUCUGCCUCUGAUCCCAGUCCUCUUCAGGACUUCUGUGUAGCUGUUAAUGAUACAAACGACACUGUGUUUGUGAAUGGAAAAUUCUGCAGGGAUCCAAAGCUUGCAACGCCAAAUGAUUUCUUCUUUUCGGGGCUUCGUGUUCCAGGGAAUACAUCAAACAAACUUGGCUCGAUGGUCACACCAGCAAACGUGGCACAGAUACCUGGACUCAACACCCUUGGCGUUUCCCUGGCUCGGGUUGACUAUGCGCCAUACGGUCUCAACCCUCCCCACACCCACCCGCGUGCCACAGAGAUCCUCACUGUCUUGGAGGGCACACUUUAUGUGGGCUUUGUCACCUCUAACCCUGACAACCGCCUCAUCUCCAAGGUCCUUUACAAAGGAGACGUUUUCGUCUUCCCACAAGGUCUCAUUCACUUCCAGCUCAAUGUGGGAAAAACAAACGCAGUGGCCAUUGCUUCAUUGAGUAGCCAGAACCCAGGCGUGAUCACCAUUGCAAAUGCAGUGUUUGGAUCAAAGCCAGCAAUAUCAGCUGAUGUUCUCACGAAGGCCUUCCAAGUGGACAAGAAUGAGGUUAACUAUCUUCAAUCUCAGUUCUGGACUGACAACCACACCUACUAG
This is a messenger RNA of Vitis vinifera (wine grape), 687 nucleotides long. Its product is annotated as putative germin-like protein 2-1. Gene Ontology annotation, cellular component: cell wall. The transcript is spliced from 2 exons. Bases 1 to 687 code for a protein of 228 amino acids. Lineage: Eukaryota; Viridiplantae; Streptophyta; Magnoliopsida; Vitales; Vitaceae. Gene Ontology annotation, molecular function: manganese ion binding. The record is from RefSeq and is a predicted model, not a curated record.